Puma concolor (puma) is the source of this 1377-nucleotide messenger RNA. NCBI's taxonomy places the organism in Eukaryota, Metazoa, Chordata, Mammalia, Carnivora, Felidae. The record is from RefSeq and is a predicted model, not a curated record.
AUGAGCCACGGGCCCAGCCCCCGACUGGCCGAGUCCCCGCAGCUGUCCAAGGGCAGCCUCCUGACCAUCCUGGGCAGCCCCUCGCCGGAGCGCAUGGGGACGGCCGACUCGCUGCCGCCGCUGCCUCCUGGUGGCUGAAGCCCCGCCCCCCCCCCCCCUCCCCAGGCCUGCCUGGUGUUCGGAGGUGGCAUUCAUUGCUCUUCUUUGGGGCAGAUAAUGACAGCUCCUGUCAGCCAGCCUCAGGCCAGGAGGUUGGCCAAGAGGGGGGCUCAGCUGCCACUGGUCCAUCCUCCGCCUUGGUCCCCACAGGAACUGGAGCUAGUGGAGAGCCUGCUGAAGAGCAGACCAGAGGAGCCCGAGGGCUGCUGGGAGGCACGCAGCGUGGGGGCCGGGGGCCCACGGGGCAGCUCCGGCCGCCAGGAGCGCAGCCGGCUGCCCUGGGAAGACACAGCCACCAUCGAAGAGGGUGCAUCCAAGUUGACCGCCCUGCGGCUGCGGCUAGAUGAAUCCCAGAAGGUGCUACUCAAGGAGCGAGAGGAUAAACUGGCACUGAGCAGGAACAUUGAGAAGCUGGAAGGGGAGCUCAGCCAGUGGAAGAUCAAGUAUGAGGAGCUGAACAAGACCAAGCAGGAGAUGCUCAAGCAACUCAGCAUCCUGAAGGAGGCCCACCAGGACGAGCUGGGUCGCAUGUCCGAAGACCUGGAGGAUGAGCUGGGUGCACGGUCCAGCAUGGACAGGAAGAUGGCCGAGCUGAGGGGUGAGAUGGAGCGGCUGCAGGCGGAGAACGCAGCCGAGUGGGGUCGCCGUGAGAGGCUGGAGACCGAGAAGCUGGGCCUGGAACGGGAAAACAAGAAGCUGCGGGCGCAGGUCGGGGACCUGGAGGAGGCGCUGGCCCGGCGGCGGAGGCAGACAGCCAGCGCGCUGGACUGUGACCUGCGGGCCAGCCAGGCUGCGCUUUUCGAGAAGAACAAGGAGCUGGCAGACCUGAAGCACGUGCACGGCAAGCUGAAGAAACAGUUCCAGGAGAAGGUGGCAGAGCUGGCACACGCCAACCGGCGGGUGGAACAGCACGAGGCAGAGGUGAAGAAGCUGCGGCUGCGGGUGGAGGAGCUCAAGAAGGAGCUGGCCCAGGCCGAGGACGAGCUGGACGAGGCCCACAACCAGGCACGGAAGCUGCAGCGGUCGCUGGACGAGCAGACGGAGCAGAGCGAGAACCUACAAGUGCAGCUGGAACAUCUGCAGUCCAGGCUCCGAAGGCAGCAGCAGAACGCCCCCCUCUUCGGGAAGAUCCGAAGCGCUCGCUUCGGCACUGAGGAAGCCGGGGACGGAGCCAGCGACCUGGAUGAGGAUGAGGACCUGCAGAUCCAGGUGGCCUAG